UCACAUAUUUGGGAGGUCUGAUGGCAGGACUUCGAGAGAAGAGUGGAAUCCAGACACUUUUCAGCCGUUGUGGGAACCUUCACGUGUGAAGUGACUUUUCAAUCAGGGGCCAAGACCUGUCCGUUGUACUGUGAGACUAGAGAGCCUGUAGCCAUGAUAGAGGUAAGCAAGGAGGAGUGCUCUUAAGCUUUCUGCUGUCCCCCAGCUGCACUUCUCUACAUCUACAUUUGUUACAAAAAGUAUGUGCAUGCAUUCACGAAGUUGCACAAUGACAUUUCCUGCACUUACAGUCUUAGUGAUGACUCUCUUCAGUAUUUCAUUAUGUCAGGAUUUAACAAAUACUACAGGGCUUGAUCUUCUCCAGGAAUUCAAACUGUCAACAGCAUCAGAUAAACACAUAAUAGAAGGAUCAAACCCAGGAUCUAUAGCCUAUCGCAUAAGUCCUAACAUACAGCUCAGGAAAAACACAAGUGUUGGUUUUCCAGACGGCUUCCCUUCUGAAUACUCUAUCAUUGCUACUUUUAAAAUGCUGGAAGACACUUCGCAAAAUGUGUGGCAUUUGUGGCAAGUUAGUGAUUCUGACGGCAAAGACAAAGUUGGCAUUCAGGUUCUGAGAGACAAAAAAAAUCUGGAUUUCUUUUAUGCCACUUCAUAUAAAAUAAGCCUGUUCAGGACAUUUAACAACGUGGGCAAAAUUUUUGAUAACUCCUGGCACAAGUUAGCAUUAAGCGUGAAAGGGAGUAAUGUAAAAUUGCUGAUUGAUUGUCAGGAGGUCAGUGCAGUUCCCACAAAUGAACAGGGAGACAUUUACAGAAAUUGGUACACGUCCCUAGUAAAAAGAUCAGUCGAAAAGUCUUCUGUUUUGGUGGACUUGCAGCAACUUGAAAUGCAUUGUGAUGCAGAUAAAGCAUACUCAGAAGGAUGCUGUGAACUUUCUGAUGCAUGUGAAAGAAGUUGUAAAUGUGCCCAUGGAAGAUCACAAGAUCAAGGAACAACAGGCCCCCAGGGAAUACAUGGCCACCCAGGAGAUUAUGGAAACACUGGAAAUCCUGGUCCAAAAGGUGAUACAGGUCCUCCAGGUCUCAAAGGAUUACCAGGAGUAAAAGGUUUUAAAUGGGUAUUUGGAUCACCUGGAAACAGAGGAGAACUUGGAGCAAAAGGAGAAAAGGGAGAACAAGGAGAACCAGGUGUUGUAGGAAUCAUGGGAUUCCAAGGAGUGAAGGGUGAUAAAGGCUUGUCUGGAGCUGAUGGUUUACCAGGCCAGCAAGGACCUAGGGGCCCAGUUGGUGAUCAAGGGGAUUAUGGUCUACUAGGUCCGAAAGGAGCUCUAGGUUUCACUGGACCUCCUGGAAGGAAAGGUACACUUGGUCAAAAGGGAAUAAGUGGAGACCUUGGACUGCCUGGGAGAGAGGGGGAUCCUGGUAUAGAGGCCUAUCAAGGAUAUCAAGGGCCAGAAGGUAGAAAAGGUAUUUCAGGAUUAAAGGGGGAGAAAGGAUUUCUAGGAAAGGCAGGUCCUGAAGGGCUUAAGGGAAGAACAGGUGUAAUUGGUCCAAAAGGUAUUGCAGGGAUUCGUGGUAGACCUGGUUUUCCUGGUCCCUCUGGAGCUGCUGGUUAUGAAGGGCUGCCAGGACCUCAUGGACUGAAGGGGAAUGAUGGUGUUCCAGGUGCUAAGGGUAAAAAAGGCGAAAAGGGAGAAAAAGGAAUUAAAGGACCAAAAGGAAAUGUUGGAGAGAAAGGUCUACUAGGACCAGAAGGAAUUGUGGGUAGAAAAGGGUUAGCAGGAAUUAUUGGACCACGAGGCCAACCUGGAGAACAGGGUGUUCCUGGAAAUGAUGGCUCACCUGGGAAUGUUGGAUCAGUUGGACCCCCCGGGCUCCCCUUUCCAGAAACUCGUGUGAUAGAGGUGUGCAAAAGGAUUGCUUUAGAACAAAUGUCCACCUUUGCAAACCAUGUGAUGAGGAAAUGUGCCAGCACAUGCCCACUAUAUGGAGAUGUGCCUAUGGGGUCCCCAGGACCUGUUGGUUGGCCUGGACCUCCUGGAAAAGAGGGCAACCCUGGGUUGAAUGGAGUUGAUGGGGAACAUGGCCCUGAAGGGUAUUACGGAGAUUUUGGGGAUCCUGGAAAAAAAGGCUCAAUAGGUGAACGUGGUGACAAAGGCCAUAAAGGUGCCAGAGGUUUUGGGUUAGUUGGCUCUGAAGGCAACCAAGGUCGAAGAGGUGAACGUGGAAGAGAUGGACUAGUGUUUGAUGGACUGCCAGGUCAGCCUGGUUCACGGGGACAUAUGGGGCAACCAGGACUGAGAGGCUAUCCAGGAUUUAGGGGACCUUCAGGCAUAUGCAAGAUAGGAUGUGAGCCAAAUCUUAUGAAUGAAGUUCAUCAUCAAAGUGAACAAAUAUUUCAGGGUGAAUCACUGUGAAAUCUCUUGGUGUAAACAAAAAAUGGUGGGGGAAAACUUACCCAUUCUCUCUUUUUAAAAUGAAAAUAAUUGGAAAAAUAUUGGUAAAUUCUUAUGUAGUAUAAAAUAUGUUUACAUUGUGAAAUGAUUACAGUUGGUAGUGGCAAAUAAUUUCAUUUAUACCUUUUACAUAGAGAAUAUCUGGUCUAAAAAUACUGCACUUAGCAUAGAUCAUAUUAUUUAUAUUAUAUAAAAGAGAACUAGUUUUUUUUUUUAAUUGGAUGAGCUAAUCCUUUUCUGAAUAUACCUAGGAAAUAUUCUUUACAAUAAAAGCUGAAAAACUUACAAGUUUAUAUUAA
Gavialis gangeticus (Gharial) is the source of this 2754-nucleotide messenger RNA. Its product is annotated as collagen alpha-1(IX) chain-like. The transcript has 26 exons. Lineage: Eukaryota; Metazoa; Chordata; Crocodylia; Gavialidae. The record is from RefSeq and is a predicted model, not a curated record. The coding region runs from base 242 to 2416 and encodes 724 amino acids.